This is a messenger RNA of Esox lucius (northern pike), 7059 nucleotides long. It is a transcript of the gene htr2cl1, whose product is annotated as 5-hydroxytryptamine (serotonin) receptor 2C, G protein-coupled-like 1. NCBI's taxonomy places the organism in Eukaryota, Metazoa, Chordata, Actinopteri, Esociformes, Esocidae. Gene Ontology annotation, cellular component: dendrite; plasma membrane. The record is from RefSeq and is a predicted model, not a curated record. The transcript is spliced from 8 exons. Gene Ontology annotation, molecular function: G protein-coupled serotonin receptor activity; neurotransmitter receptor activity. The coding region runs from base 1311 to 2999 and encodes 562 amino acids. Gene Ontology annotation, biological process: G protein-coupled receptor signaling pathway, coupled to cyclic nucleotide second messenger; chemical synaptic transmission.
ACGCUUUGCGAGACCGUUCUCUCUCCUCCCGGUAAACUUUCCAUUUUGGUCGUUAUACGACAGUCUUAUCAUAUUAUUGGUUUAAUAGACGUAUCGCUUUAAGCAUGCAAUCUAUCUGUAGGUUUUGGGAGAUAUGUCUAAGACCGUUUCGCUCUAGCGCCAGUGCUGGACCCGUGCCACUGCCGUAGUACCUCGAAACCCAACUCAUUCCGAGCAGGUUAGGCGGCUGCGUCUCGGACAGUGUGACACAUUACUUACUGGUGGUGGCGAAGGAGAGGGGUGUGCUUUAUCCGGACAGCGGUUCAAUUUCCUUCUCUCUUUAUUCUACGCUUGAGACAGGACAGAGAAAGGAAAAUGCAUCUGGCGCUCUGAGAACGAUAGGAAGAAAGUGGAGUUAUGAACCAACGGUGUACAAGGACAUAACUACAGAGAAACAGAACGUCUGUCAGAAGAGCACAAGAAGGAAUAGCGUUUGAAGAAAGAACAAAACGUUUAAAACUACAUCGAUUGAGAGAAAUGAGCACCUUGUGACAGAUGGAUGUUGAUCCGUCUCUCCGGAAAUGUGGAGCGGCAGUGAAUGAACGAGUGAGGUGGAAGUGGAGAGCGAUACCGGUGGAGGACAGGUCAGCACUAGCCGUAAAAGGGACGAGAGUGGAGGUUGGCACAUCAUCGCUUGGGGGUUGAUGGAUACGGCGUGCGUGCGCGCCCUCCUGUGUGCCAGUGAUUCCGAUAUGGAAACAAUAGCAUUCUGAAAAAUGACAGCUAGGAUCUGGGGUUUUAAUUCAAAAUGGAAUAUAAUAACAGAACACUUCAUUAAUGGACAACAUUGAACUUCUCAGUGCCUCCUCAACGUUCAACUUCUAAAGACGACCAUACUGGAAUAUCUCCUGGAAAACACACAGUCUGGUUUCCAGCCCUACCAGCCAGUUUAAGCCUGCCCAUCAAAAAACACAUUCACGUCUUAGAGCGACAUCCUUUCCUCUUGAUCUCCUCUUUAAGGGAUAACAACAACCGAAGUGGACUCAAUACCUUUCAGUGGACCUAACCUGAAGUAACCUUGCUGUGACCUUAACACCCCAACUGUGACCUUAACCGUUCAGUUCAGCCCAAGCAAACCCUAACCCUCUGGAUGUCUCUCUAGGACUUUCUAACUGGACAACCUUUUUGACUUUCCAUAAAACCCUUUUUUUUUUUUACCUCAGCCAAGCCAACCUCAAGUCUCCCAAUGCAUUGUGGGCCUCCGAGUAUGCACAUUGCCUCCCUCUGGUGGUGAGAGAAAUUUGUGUAGGUCCAGACAGGACCUUCCUAGGAUGGGAGCCCCAGGAGGUGUAGCCCUACUCGGGGGUUUCGGAUCCUCCACCACAGCUUCUUUAGAGGUAGGGGGCUGGAUGGUUUGGCCAGGGGGAAAUAAAUCCACUUACCUUGGACUCAACCAGAGUCUACCCUGGGGAGCAGACAGUAACCUGACAUCGGGAUCGUCGCAGGCAGAGGUGGUGUCACGAGCAGCGGCCAUGAAGGAGAAGAACUGGCCGGCGCUCCUCAUCCUGGUCAUCAUAGCACUGACUGUGGGUGGUAACAUCUUGGUGAUCCUUGCCGUCUCAUUGGAGAAGAAGCUUCAGAACGCUACCAACUUCUUCCUGAGGUCACUGGCUGUGGCCGACAUGCUAGUGGGAAUCCUCGUGAUGCCCAUAUCACUUAUCAAUAUCCUCUAUGACUACGCAUGGCCUCUGCCCAGUGCUCUUUGUCCUAUCUGGAUCUACCUGGAUGUCCUUUUCUCCACGGCCAGUAUAAUGCAUCUGUGUGCUAUCUCUCUGGAUCGAUACGUGGCUAUACGGAACCCUAUAGAGCACAGUCGCUUCAACUCCAGAACCAAGGCCAUGAUGAAGAUAGCAGCUGUAUGGACCAUAUCUAUAGGAGUGUCAACGCCGAUCCCGGUCAUCGGCCUUCACAACAAGGACAAGGUGUUUGUCAACGGUAGUUGUGUCCUCAACGAGCAGCACUUCAUGCUGAUUGGCUCCUUCGUGGCCUUCUUCAUCCCAUUGGUGAUUAUGGUGGUGUCCUACUGCCUCACCAUACAGGUCCUCCAACGCCAGGAGACCGUCUUCCUCUACGAGGGGAAGACGUCCUCCCAGCAGCCACUGCAGCCUCCCACUACACCCUUAUACCAGCGACCCCCGCCUUCAAACUUGCAAGUCCCUCCCAUAAACAUUGAGGCUCCUCCCCCCAGCAGACAAGGCAGUCUGACCUGCCUGAAAGGUGUAGUGCCUGAGCAGCAGACUGGCCUCUUAAGCACCUCACCCUCAGAUAGCAUCAGCCUAAUGCCGGGUUCCGAGAUGCCAUCCCAGCUGAGCUCACCUUCGGGGCGUGAUCCGAGAGAUAGUCACGGGAGACGGGGGAUGAUGCAGGCCAUUAAGAAUGAGAGGCGGGCAUCCAAGGUGCUGGGGAUCGUCUUCUUCCUGUUUCUGAUCAUGUGGUGCCCGUUCUUCAUCACCAACGUCACUUACGUCCUCUGCCAGGGUUCGUGUAAUGAGCCCCUUCUGGCCGAGCUCCUCAACGUCUUCGUAUGGGUGGGAUACGUAUCUUCCGGCGUCAACCCUUUAGUUUACACGCUGUUCAACAAGACAUACAGACGGGCAUUUUCUAGCUACAUACGUUGUCAGUACAACACGGGUCCGAAUGCAGCGAUCAGUAAUAAGUCGUUGGCCAUUCCCACAAUACAUUGUCCAUCGUAUGCAGUUACGCCCAUACUUGGACAUCCCGGUGGGAACGGGAAGAUGGGAGGUGUAGACCGGAAUAGUAACUGUCGAAAUGGAAGGGGCGGGGCGGAUGGGAAUGGGAUUAUCAUAGUGGUAGAGCCUGAAGAUACCACAGACGACGGAAUGGCAAUAGAGAUGGAAUGCCCCAGAAUAAUGUCAGAAUUGGAACCCAGAAUGUCUGAGUUAAAGUUGUCCGUCAACAGCUUCCGCCAUGGUCACCUGGAGCGCACCAGCAGCGUCUGAUUGGUUAAUUGGAUGUCAUCAGCUCAGUCUCUGUGGUUGAUGAUGGAUGGACAGAGGAUUGUCUAUUUUGAUGUGUGUGAGAUCAGGGGACAAUACUGGAUUUGUUUUAUGGUUUAGUAGUGGACAAAUAUAAAAGGCCCGAUCAAGACCAUAGAGAUUUUAGGGAGCCUUUCUUCUAUACACUUGGAAAGCCCUUCUAAAGCAGGCGUUGUGGCACAAGAGCUCUCUAUUCAUCUCUAUGGAUUCACCUAGACCUAAAAGUUCAAACUGACCACUAUCGUUUUAAACUAAUCUAACGUAGCAGAUGUCAAAGAAAAGCCUGAGCGAGGUUCCCACUUACGGUUUUCAGGGUUGUAGGAAGCAAAGUUGAACAAGCUUUAUCCCUGAAAACCGAAAACGUCUGGGUUUCUACCCACGCUGUGAAGGCAUCAAGAAGGAAGAAAAGAAACCAUGAACAAGGCUAAACCGAACUGUAAUAUUAUUCUUAGUAACAGUUGUUUAUAUAUUAUAAGGGGUUACAACUGGGUAUGGCAUUACAUAACAAAACUAAUCAGAAUUUUUUGUGGGCAUGGUGAAUAAUAGUAACUAGAUAGACUAGUAAUGUUGAACUAUGAAGGAAUGUAACUGAACAACGUGAACCCACUAAAGCUCCAAUGACAGUGUCACAGUGCCACCUUGUGGUGCCUGUUAUGAAUGCAUGACAAAUCAUUUUCCGGAGGGCCUGUGGAUGAAGGGGUUGGAAACACUGGUCUGAGUACAGGAUCUCUCCCACGCAUCAUAAUGAGUUACCUCAAGCAGAUUUACACAACACUCUUUAUGAUGAGAUCAGAUCAGAACUAGGGAUAUUUAACCUGGUUCUCUAUGAUGCUUCAUGUAUUGGGGUUCUGCACGGCUUCGGCGUGUGCAAACAUUUGUUACGCACGUUUAGCCUAAUUAGGUCUCAGUGUUUUCCAGUCUUGAGCAGAACAUAAACCCACCUCCACUACCAAUGACCACUGUCUACAUCGCAACUGCCACCACAGCUAAAUCCUUAAUACAUUAGUAACUCUAUAGGCCUAUACAUUAUAAUCCUGUCUGACCAACAACGUUAUUCCUACAACCCAUCCCCGACGCUGCCGCAACCGCCACACCAGAGCACCUGAAUGAAUGUAUCUAUGACAACAUCUGACCCCUCUACACAGGUCAAAAAAGUAUCAAUUCACUCGGUCAAGUGCUCUCUUGUAAGGAAGGUGGAACAUAAGUCCUGACCAAUGCUUGGAAUGUUGGACGUUUUACCAGACAAAUGGCAGAGGUUUACCCUAUAAGCACAGGACGUUGUAAGUCCUCUUUCAACAGCUUGUGCUCACUGGGUCGCUACAGGCCAAUUGCCAUGUUUGACAGAAAGUCGGGAAAAAACAUUCUGCUAAAAGAAUGACAAGUGCAGAGGGGACGGCACCGAAAACUGUUAAGAGUCGGUUGUGGCUUGAUUCAAUAUUGAUUUGCAAACCGAUUGAUCAGCGGAGUGAAUAGGUAGCGUAAACAAUGUAUUUUAAGCUGUAUAUGUUUGCCGUAACAGUGUUUUGUAGGAUGUAGCUAGCUCUGGUCCAGGGCGUUAGUGUAGCUUGUUAACUCUAAUGUUACGUUCAUACAACAUUAAAUCUGCUUGAAUCCCCCUCCAAUUCAUAUUUACCAGUGAGAAACUAGUCUGUCAUCCUAGUCCCAACGACUUCUCCCACAUGCGGAACUCUAUUAUAGUUUUUUCAGCUGUUAAAUGCAACAAUAAAAUAUUUAUAUAAAAAUAAUUAAAGUUAUAAAUAACUAUAAAUAGUUAACAAGCAUAACAGAUAUACUUGUUUACAUUCGAGGGAACGUUACAAAUAAUAUUUUCCAAGUUUUGUCAUGAACGCAGCUUAAGCCUUGGUCCAGAGCUAGAGAUCUGUUAUGUGUUACAAUCAAUCAAUCGCUGUUUUUUAUACCAUUUACUUGUGAAUGUCUGUCAAUGACACUUGUCAUAUUUUUACUCUUUUAAGCAUCCACAUUAAAAUGUAUUUUUUUCUUAUUUGUAUUCGGUUUAAUGCUGCUAUUUAUUUAUUAUUAAACAGUCAUUUUAUUCUGUGCGCAGACUCCCACUUUUGCUUACACAUUUUCAGCUCAGAUGUUUUUUUUAUGACAGUUGUCUUUUCUAGGACCUUUUACUACUAAUAAAACACUGCAUACCCCAGCCAAUUAUAUUAUAGAAUACAACAUGCAAAUGGCUCAUACUGGCUGGUAUAGAAGGGUGGGAUAAACAUUAUGAAAACAACCAGAGGUCCCUAUCUAUACAGACACAAAAAUAUAUAUUACAGAACGUGCUGACAUCAGUCUACUUUAGAGGGGUCAUUAUGAAUAACAUUAAAGUAACAUCUAAUGUCUUAAAAUCUGAAAAUGUAUUUUGAAUUUUUAACAAGAUUUAUUUUUUAGGAAAUUGACAGUGAAAGCAUUGAGAAAUGUAUUAUAGAAGUUACCCCAUGUUGUCUGAUGUGAUAUGACAAAAGGUGUAACGUAGGAAUCUGUGCAAAGCAACACUUUUUCUGGUCAAGAGCUAUGAGCUGCAGAUGGUGAAAUGUAAUGCAAUGACUGAUCAACAGUUAGAUCAAAAUUAUACUUUGUUAACACCAAUUCCAGAUUGCCUCUUUAAUUCUAGACAGCAGGCUUUGAAAUAUAUUUAUGUCUUUAAGCAAAUCUUAAGGCAUAAUCCCACUUGCAAAAUAUUUGUUUGGCAGGUACUUGGUGUGCUAGCAGAAAUUAUCAGGUUACUGACAUUUCUACAGAGUUUUACCUUGCAAAUCGAUUUAGUUAAUCUUAUAUGACUAAACUUGAAAUGGUUGAGACUUGAGCUUUAUUUAAUCCAAAAACGUGUUUUAUUGCAGUAAAUGCAUCAUAAUCUGUUUUGCAUAAUUGUUGUUGAAUCAUUUGACUGCACAGUAACCCUACACUGUUUACUAAUCUAUUAAUUAACACAUGUAAACUUGUAACUUAGAAUGCCAGCUGACAAUAUCUGACCAUACUUGGGCUCUCAAGCAAUGCAAUAUAUUGUGUGCAUUUUCCCAUUUGGUUGUAGCCCCAUGCAUAGAGGAGAUAAGAGUUCCAGCCCAUUACCACCCACGAAAAUAGAUAGCAAGAAAGCUACUUAGCAAACCAGCUGGAAAAUGUUAGGUAAUAAGCAUGCAGUUAAACCUGUUAGUUGGAGCAAAUGACCAAGCUAAAGAAUAAUGCAUUAUAAUCUAACAUGGCAUACAUUGGUGAACCCUAGUAAUUGUAAUCUAACAUGGUGAACCCUAGUAAUUGUAAUCUAACAUGGGGAACACUAGUAAUUGUAAUCUAACAUGGUGAACCCUAGUAAUUGUAAUCUAACAUGGGGAACACUAGUAAUUGUAAUCUAACAUGGCACACAUUGGUGAACACUAGUAAUUGUAAUCUAACAUGGUGAACCCUAGUAAUUCGAAUCUAACAUGGGGAACACUAGUAAUUGUAAUGUAACAUGGUGAAGACUAGUAAUUGUAUCCACAGUAAACUGUGUAAUAGUAUCACUGAUAACCCCAGAUUUAUGCAAAUGAGAUGACAGCAUCAUUCUAGUGGCUGAAACAGGCAGAAUUUAAACAGGGUGGAUUGUACUCCACUUCCAAAGAUUGCCAUGAGACGAAGUAGAAUUUUAAUCUUUAGCAAUACAUUUUGUUUUGACGUAUUUUUAUGAAACACCAGUUUGAGGCUUAGAUGGUCCGGUGUUCUUUACCACAGCUUCCAGUUCACAGGUACUGCUGCAGCAUGAUUUCUUUUGGCAAAAACUCCUCUAACUUUCCUCACUGUCUUUGUCAAGAAUGCAUGAAAUGCCCCCACAAAACAUGUAGUAGGUUUUAAGUGGUUGAAUAAGAUCCAGUGAUCAAGGCAGGCAAUAAAGAUGCAUUUGUGUUUGAGAGGGACAGUCCACUACAGGUUUUAAUGUUGUACAGUUUCAUCAAACAGAGAAAUUAUUUUAUAUACUCUACAUGUUAUUGUGACAUUACUGUUUUUCUAUAUCUGAACAUUGACAACUAUUGUGUGA